Molecule: messenger RNA, 525 nt
Organism: Solanum stenotomum
Lineage: Eukaryota; Viridiplantae; Streptophyta; Magnoliopsida; Solanales; Solanaceae
Exons: 2
Coding region: 1-525 (174 amino acids)
Source: RefSeq, a predicted model, not a curated record
AUGGCUCAAUUUGAAGCACUUUAUGGUAGGUGGUGUAGAUCUCCGGCUGGGUGGUUUGAAGUAGUUGAGUUUGCUCUAAUUGGACCCGAACUAGUCUAUGAAUCCAUUGAUAAGGUCCGACUUAUAAGAGAGAGGUUGAAGACGGCCCAAAGUUGGCAAAAAUAUUAUGCCGAUGCUAGAAGGAGAGAUCUUGAAUUUGAGGUUAGGAAAGUUGCUUAUGAAUUGGAAUUGCCAAGUGAGUUGGCUCCGAUUCACGCGGUGUUUCAUGUUUCCAUGCUCAAGAAGUGCAUUGGUGAUCCGGUAUCAAUCCUUCCUUCAGAGGGUUUAGGAGUUGAUGAGAACCUUUCCUAUGAAGAAGUCCCAGUUGAUAUGUUGGACCGACAAGUGAAGAGGUUGAGAAAUAAGGAAGUGGUUUCCGUUAAAGUCUUCUGGAGAAACUUAGUUGAGGGUGCUACAUGGGAGGUCGAGGCGGACAUGAAGUCCCGCUAUCAUCAUCUUUUUCCUUCUACUCCUUUCCCAACAUGA